Molecule: messenger RNA, 3864 nt
Organism: Uloborus diversus
Lineage: Eukaryota; Metazoa; Arthropoda; Arachnida; Araneae; Uloboridae
Product: monocarboxylate transporter 9-like
Biological process (GO): transmembrane transport
Molecular function (GO): transmembrane transporter activity
Source: RefSeq, a predicted model, not a curated record
UUUUGUUCCAAGGCACUUCGCCUGAUACUUUUUCAAGUUGCAUUUAUUUGCCCAGUUCGAUUGUCAUCAAGGUAAGUAUUAGAUUAAAAGGGCCGAUUCUGUCUGAAAAAGGUUAAACAAGAUAAGACAGAAUUAUUGUUUAUUUUAUUUUGUCGUAUGACUCCUCAGAGAGAGUUACUAGAACGUAUUGAGUCAUUUAGAACAUUCAUUGAACUAAUCGGUUACGUAUUCUGGAAGGAAGUGUAUUGUUUGCGGUCAGGGUUCAUUUUUAAGACGUCAGCCAAGAAGUGUUAUUAACCUAAAAUUAUAGCUAUAAAAAGAAAAAUUGAACCUAACCCAGUUUUUUCAAUGGGUUACAGCGAGGGUCCAGACAAAGGCCAUGCUUGGGCUAUUGCAAUUGCUGCAGCUGUGAUUACUAUGAUCCUGUCUGGUAUAUCGAAAAUGGUUGGAAUUCUAUACGUAGCUGUUAUAGAUACUUAUGGCGUCAGUAGGCAACAAGCAACAUUGCCAUUUACCUUUCGAAAAGCUCUUCGAUGCUUGGCAGGUCCUGUUGUGGGAAUUAUGGGCCAACGGUACGGUGUCCGUGCUGUUACGCUGGCUGGUGGUUUUGUGGCAGCACUUGGCGCUGCUCUGUGCUUCGUAGCGCCAACAGUAGAAUGGAUGGCGUUCUGUUGGGGAGGUGUUCAUGGUUUGGGAGAGUCUUUUGCAAAUACUUUAUUCCAAGUGGUAGUGAACCAAUAUUUUGUGAAAUAUCGCUCAACAUCGUCUGGCAUCGCCAUGUCCGGGGCUUGCAUAGGAUCAGUAUGCUUCUCAUUCCUUAUUGAAGAACUCCGGGAUGCUUAUGGACUGCAGGGAACUUUUCUUGUUCUAUCGGGUGUCAUUCUAAAUGUUCUCCCGGCAGCAAUAUUACUGCGGCCACCCAGCUGGAUUGGAAAGAAUGGAACUUCGAAACCAAAGAAUUUCCAAGAAAGUGUGAAACAGAGACCACGCAUGUACAUGAUACCAGAUGACUAUGUCAAAUCCAAUGCUGACAAACGCAUGAGCACCAUCUCUCUUAACCCCUCCAUGCUAGAAAAGAACCAAAUUUUGAGUGCUGCCAAUUUGCCCGCAAAAGCGAAUUCCACCACCAAUCUUGUUGCCAACUUAGAAAAGAAACUAGAAGGCGAAAAAGGAUACAAUAAUUUAGCGUUUGCAGUGGAAAAUGAGAAGCAGAUGGUGAAACCACGCUUGGAGAAACAACUCAGUAUUCAGAAUAUAUUCACAACUUCAAAAGAAAGUCUAUACGAGUCCAUUCCGAGCAGCUACGAGCUGAACGAGAAAAACUUAAAAGCUGAAACCCCCAAAACCAAACAAAUCAAUAAAGACGACAAUGCAGCAAAACCUCAAAGCUUUACGGAAAGUUUCAAAAUGAUUGGAAGGUUGUACAAGAAUCCUCUUUACCUGCUUGUUUGCGCAACUCAGGCUGCCUAUGUCUUACUCUUCAUACCUCUGAUGAUGAGUGUUGUGGACUAUGGAAGAGAUAAAGGUUUACCAGAAACAGUUGGAAAAUAUCUAAUUCAUGCAACAGCUGUUGGAGAUAUUCUUGGACGUCUCUGUUUUGGGUGGGUGACUGACAAAGAAUUCAUCACGAUUCCUCACUAUGUCACGAUGACUCUGAUUCUGGAAGGGGUCUUCAUCUUGUUCUUGCCAUCUACUAGCAGCCUGGCGGGAUUCCUGAUUAUUCUGGCUUUCUAUUGCAUGACAGCAGGCAGCAUGUUGGUGCGAAUGCCAGUUCUUGUUCUCAAACACGUCAAGAAAGAAGAACAGUCCAUCGCUAUGGGAUGCUACGGAUUUGUGUCUGGACUAGUUCCUUUCACCGUUCCAAGUCUCAUCGGUUAUUUCCGAGAUAACGUAGGAUCGUAUGAUGGAAUGUAUUACUUGAUGGGCUCGCUUUCUAUAGUAGCAGGCCUGAUGUGGCUAUUUGAGCCAAUGCUUGCCAGACUCAACGAAAGGAUGCAAAACCCUGUUGAAGAUGAAGUUAAAGUUUGAACAUCACUAGUUCAAAUGUUAGGAAAAAUUCCUAAAAGUAAAAAAGAACAUUUUGAUCAAGAGGAAGAAGUUAACGCUGCCUCUUGACUCAACGUGAUGGCGAAGGAAUGAUUAUUGGCAGUUUGCUACAAGAUCAUAGAUUUGGACAGUUAUGAAAGCAUAUAGUUUCAUGAUGAAACCAUGAAACAAAAAAUUUCAGGAUCGACAAAGAAGAAUAUAGGUUCAAACCAAAGGAUUUAAAGAAAUUUACUAGCCAUCGACAGACUUUACUUUGCUUUCCCGCAAGUACGAUGUCCUCGAUACCGUGGAAAUCAUGUCAAGUUGCUGCAGUAUAGCCAAGUUGAAGUUUUCUUUGAGCAUGGUGUCCUGCAAGUACAAUGUCGUCGAUAACAAUCGUGCAAUGCAACCUCAAGGUUUCUCAAAACCACUUUGUGGUUUACGAGUUUAACAGGGCCCUGAAGACUGUCAUCGAUACCGUGGAAAACUUGUUAAGUUGCUGCAGAAUAUCCAAGAUGAAGUUUUCUUUGCUGGUGGUGUCUUGCAAAUAAGAUGUCAUCAGUAACGUUAAGUCGCUGAAGAAUAUCCAACUGGAAGCUUUCUUUGAGCGUGGAAGAGUUGCCUGAGCGUGUGUUAGUUGCCAAAUAUCGUCGUUCUUUGUUGUUUACAAAUGAUGGUUAGCUGUUAUUAAGAAUACCAUUUAAAAAAAAAGAAAUCUCAUUUCUGCUGGAAUAAGAAAGUAAUGGCACACAAGUGAAAAACAGAUACGGAAAAGAAAAUCUUGGGAGAUAUUUUGGACAAAUAAGCAUUAUGUUUUUGAUAUACACUGUUAAAAAUUCAGGAAGAUUUUCUGGUAGUUGUUACUGUAAAAUGGUGGACUUACAGCAUCGCUGAUUUUUACGGUAAUUUAUACCGGAGAAAUAAGCGAUCCCAGCUCCAAUUGGUUGCUGUGGCUUACCGAGGAAACCGUAUAUUUUUACAGUAACAUUUGAUUUUUACGGUAAUAGUUACUGGCAACAUGGAUGCCAGUAACAAUUACUGUAAAUUUUCCGGGAAAUUCUUAACUAUGUAGUAAAAUACUGAAAGCGCUGUAAAAGCUACUUGAGCUUUGGAACCAUCCAGAAUGAAGUUACAAGGGCUAAAAAUGAUGGCCCUAUGAAGCGGAAGGCUAUUUCGGGUGUACUUAUAUUUUUAAUGAGUAAACUUAGUUAAUUUUUAAAUUUGAUUGCAGAGAAGUUUGAAUUCUUCCAUUCAAUCGUUUUCUCUAAGCAAGUAAAGAAGGUCAAUACAAUUGGAACUUGUUUAGUGUGAAAAAUCGAGUAAGAUUUGAUGUAUGAAUAAAUUACGAAAACUCAAAAAACGCGAGGAAUUUUAUUGAUGGCUGAGGCUAAUAUGAUACAGAAAGUGAAAAAGUUUAUUUUAGUGAUUAGUAAAAGAUGAUGAAUGUUGCAUAUGAAAUACCACGAAGAAUGAUUCGUGGCAGUGAAAGACGGAAUGAAUUCUAGGUAAUUAAUAUGAUAACAAUGGAUAUCUAAGAAGUGUGGACAAUGGUAGAUUUGACUAAAAACUGCUUGAAUUAAAAAAAAAAGAUCUGGAAAAGAUGCACGAUUACAAAACAUGUCUCAAAUGAAAUGCAAAAGUUAAGAUUCCUGCAAUUUAUUUUAAAACUGUUAGUUUGUUGCUUUGUUGAAAUCGUAUGAUUUAGAAAAAUAAAAAUAUUUUAUUUGAAAUAAUGCCGAAAUUAAAAAAAAAAACUAUAAAGACAAUGCUGUGAAACUAUGACUCUUCUUUUGCACUUAAAUUAUUUUUUAUGUAUUAAAGAAGAUAUUUAGUUUUUGU